UUAUAUUUUUUCUAUGGCUGUGUUGUUUUAGCGUUUGCGUUUACAGUGAGUCUUAUUAAUUCCAGGUUAUGUUUCAUCAAACUUUUGAAUUCAUGAGGAAAACAUGUCUUUUACCAACAUUAAAUACUUAAAAUGAUUCAGAUUUACAUAUUGUAAUAUAAUCGGUAUCCUUAUAAUAGUUUAUUUAAUACAAGAAGAUGAAAUUAGUUAAACCUAAUUGGGUCACACACGAUGGAUAUUCAAUAUUUUCUGUUGAUAUACACCCUGAUGGGAAAAGAUUUGCUACUGGAGGCCAAGGUGGCGAUUCUGGAAGAGUUGUCAUAUGGAAUAUGGAACCUGUAGUAAAUGAAGCUGCUGAAUUGGAUCAAAAUGUACCAAAAAUAUUAUGUCAACUAGAUAAUCAUCUUGCAUGUGUAAAUUGUGUCAGAUGGAGUAAUAAUGGUUUAUUAGCUUCUGGUGGUGUAGACAAACUUAUUAUGAUAUGGAGACUGUCAGGUGGAUCUGGUGGAAGUACUAUAUUUGGAGGAAAAGCAAGUGUAGAAACUUGGCGAUGUGUAGCUACAUUGCGGUCCCAUGAAGCAGAUGUUUUAGAUCUUGCAUGGGCUCCACAUAGUCCAUGGCUGGCUUCAGCUUCUGUAGAUAACAGUGUAAUUGUAUGGGAUGCAUCAAAAUUUCCUGCUAUUGUAGCUGUUCUAAAAGGUCAUACAGGCUUUGUGAAAGGCAUUACUUGGGAUCCAGUUGGAAAAUACUUAGCAUCACAAUCUGAUGACAAAACAUUGAGAGUAUGGCGUACUACAGACUGGACAGAAGAGGCUUUAAUCUCUGAGCCAUUUGAUGAGUGUGGUGGAACAACCCAUGUUUUGAGAUUAUCCUGGAGUCCAGAUGGGCAAUAUUUGGUAUCAGCACAUGCAAUGAAUGGUGGUGGACCUACAGCACAAAUAAUUGAAAGAGAUGGAUGGACGCAAGACAAGGAUUUUGUUGGUCAUAGGAAAGCAGUUACUUGUGUUAGAUUUAAUGGAAAUAUUUUACAAAAGAAACAGUCAGGUUCUUCUAAACCGCAACAAUAUUGUUGUGUUGCUAUAGGUUCUCGUGAUCGUUCUUUAUCGGUAUGGCUAACGUCUCUUAAAAGGCCUUUAGUUGUGAUACGUGAAUUAUUUACCCAUUCUGUUUUGGAUGCAAGUUGGUCUCCUUGUGGUCUCAGACUUGCAGCUUGUUCUUGGGAUGGUUCUGUCGUAUUCAUUGAAUUUACUCAACAAGAACUUGGACAGCCGUUAGAUCCUGCUGAACAAAGUAGUCUUCAUGAGCGUUUAUAUGGAAAACCAUUAGUCCAAGGAGGUUGUAUGGUCAUGGAAGCUCCUGAACUUUUGAAUUUGAAACCACCAGCACCUCCUAGCCAACAGCAAGUUCCUUCUACAAAUUCAGUUCCAGCACCUUUAAAUACUUCAACUACGCCAGCUAAAGGUCCCAUUAACAAACAAAUUGAAACGAGAACAUCUGAUGGUAAAAGAAGAAUUACUCCUAUGUUCAUACCACCACCACCUGAUAUAAUGGAUACAGCAAUAAAUGGUGGAACUACAGUACCAACAUUUACAAGCAAAUCGCAAACAAAAAGUUCGAUUGUAAUAGAAAAACGUAACGAUGUCGUUACACCUAAUGUUACCUCUUCGGUAAAUUCUGCUAUCAUAAAUACACCAGCUUCAUCACUUACUUUAAAACGACGAGAACAAAGCAGUCCAAAAUUACACCACUUGUCACCAAGUAAAAAACUAAAAAUUUUGUCUGAAAAAGGAGCAGGCCAAAUUGUUCUUCCUGCAUUGAAACCGUCCAAUUCAUUGUCUCAACAAGCUGGACAUCAUGCAGUUACAAUCAGUAAUAGUCAGGGUUUAGCUCAUUUACAAGUAUUUAGAGGUACAGAUUCAGAACCAACUUGGGAUCUUUAUUUGGGUUAUAAUGCCGUGGCACUUGCUGCCUCUUCAGCUGUCAUAGCUGUUGGUUUAGAAGAUGGUAGUUUACAUACUUUUCAUCCAGUCAAAGGAUCUCGAUUUGCACCUCCGUUAGCACCACCUGCACCAUUAGCAAAAAUUCAUGCUGUUGGUAAUGCGGUUAUGGUUAUAUCAACCUGCGGUGAUGUACGAGUAUGGGAAAUAGGUAAUACAUGCAGAAUGAUAGUAUCAACUUCAGCUGCUCAUUUAGCAGCACCAGGAACAUCAAUAUUGUCAUGUACACUUUAUAAUGGAAUGCCACAUUUAGCAUUUACUAAUGCAAGAGCCUAUAUUUACCACAAAGAAAUGGGAACAUGGUUGUUAAUUGGAGAUAGUCACGAUCCUGUAUGGCGGUGGUCUUCAUUUAAUGCAUUAAGUUCAUCUGGUAGUAGAACUCCUCGAGGACCAUUGUUUUCUCUACAGGAAGGUUUACUAAGAACUGCUGGAAAUGUUUUACCUAAUCCUCGAUUGGCACAUACUGCUCCUAGCAUAGUGUCUUACAUGGAACAACAGUUAUUAGCAUCUAAAGCACUCGGCAGUGCACAAGAAUAUGUUCAUUGGAUAAUGGCAUUAGUAUCAUUUUUAUUAACUCAAGAUGGAUUGGAGAAGCGUUUAAGAUUAAUUUUAGAUGAUCUUCUGGGUCCAAGUCAUACAUCAGCAUCUAAAAGUUCAUCAUGGGAUCCCAUGAUUCUAGGAAUAAAAAAGCAUAAACUUUUGGGAGAUAUAUUGAAUAUUGUUGGUGGACAUCUUCGUUGGCAAAGGCUAUUUCUUGAGUAUACAGAACAGUUAAUGGCAUUAAAAAAUCAGAGUACAUAAAAGUAAGUGAAAUAUUAAACAAUAAAUCUUGCAGCAUAAGUUCUAGCUGAUAUCACAUCAGAUACUUUUAUAUUUUUAUGCAAUGAAUAUGCAUUUGUACAGUUUUUUAUAUUGAUGUGAUAAUUAAUGCGAUGUGAUAAUCAGUAUAAAUUUUCCUAUGAUAAGGAAUAAAUGCAAUUUUUCAUAAAUACCAAUUUGUGUUUUUCUAAACUAUUAGGACUGUUUUUAUAAAGUAAGAGAGAUGAAUAUGUAUCUAAUUAGAUAAUCAAUUGCAACAAGAAAAAAUAUUAUAUUCAAAGAAAAAACAGUUAAGCACUAGGCAAAUGAGUAGAUUAGAUAAAUGUAGUUCAAAUAGGUAAAACUUAUAAUAAAGAAUGAAACAUGACGUAGGAUGGAGGUAUGAACAAAUAUUAAACGGAAUAAGGACAAAUCAGUAUUUAUGUAUUUAAUUAAUUUCUCAUUAUUCUGUGCGUAUUUAUCAUUACGCAUAGUCACAAAUUAUAUAUUCUUUAUUUUUUAUGAUAUAAUAUCAUCUUAAAGUAUUAUUAAAUAAUAUUUACAAAGUUUCAAUACAGUUAUGACCAAUUGCAAUGAAGUAACAAAUUUGAAUAUGUAGUUUCUAUAUAUAUUUAACAUACUGUCUUUCAUAUUAGCACCAUUAUUUAUCGUAAUAUUGUAUCAAAAUCAGAUUUAGACAUUUCGUGUAUCGAAUUUGGUAUAAACAUAAAGUAUAAAAAUAAAAAUUCGGCAAAUCUUACUUAAUUUAUCCUACAACAAAUAUGCAUAAUGUAAAUAGUCUGCAUUUGUGUAAUUUAUGCAGGAAUAAUACAAGUACUUCAUACAGAUAGUUCAUUUCUUAUGUUUCUAUUAAAGAAAAGAACAUUAUAUUUUAAAGGAAGCAUUAUUGCUAAGUAAUUGUGUAUUCAAAAACCAUUCUUGCAAUAAUAAUGUGAUAAUCUUUAUUAUCAAUAUAUAUUACUUUUUUAGUUUAAUUUUUUAUCAUAAAUACUAACAUCGUCAAUACUAUAGAUCGCUGAUUUCACUUUUAAUCCUUUAUAAAUAUUUUAUUCAAAAUACUAUUAUGUCACAAAUGUUGCAAUCUCAUUAAUAGUUUGUAACAUUCUAAAGGAUUAUAUAGCCAAAGAAUAAAUUAAAUCAUUGACGAUAUACGAAAAUCGUGUGCUAUAAUGAUAUAUACAA
Messenger RNA from Vespula pensylvanica (western yellowjacket), 3998 nucleotides. RefSeq names its product protein HIRA homolog (gene Hira). Gene Ontology annotation, molecular function: protein binding; nucleosome binding. Gene Ontology annotation, biological process: DNA-templated transcription; regulation of DNA-templated transcription; chromatin remodeling. Gene Ontology annotation, cellular component: nucleus; HIR complex. NCBI's taxonomy places the organism in Eukaryota, Metazoa, Arthropoda, Insecta, Hymenoptera, Vespidae. The transcript has 11 exons. The coding region runs from base 198 to 2798 and encodes 866 amino acids. The record is from RefSeq and is a predicted model, not a curated record.